Haemonchus placei is the source of this 1275-nucleotide messenger RNA. The record is from the annotation of a GenBank genome assembly. NCBI's taxonomy places the organism in Eukaryota, Metazoa, Nematoda, Chromadorea, Rhabditida, Trichostrongylidae.
AUGGGACAAGAUACGCGUUUGUCGCGAUCGAAGAAUUCGGGUUCCAAACAUACCAGUUUUGUGCUGCUAAUUCACAUACAUACACUCACGAACACUGUUUACUACUCCAACUACCGCAAACGUCGCGUCCAUCGCCUGAGUGCUCGAUCGGCUGAUGUUCUCAUCGUCGACGUCGUCAUCUAUUUUGGUGGGUUAGGUGUGAUACUUGUACUGGUAAUGAUGGUAGAGGCUGAUGUGCAUAUGCCACUGGACGAGGAGACGACCCAAACGGGUGGUGGUAAAGUGUUCAAUCCGGAAGCGUACUGUGACAUUUGUCAGAAGGAGUUCUGCAACAAAUACUACCUGGCCACACAUCGUGCUGCAAAACACGGACCGUCAAAUCUAAUGCUAUCGUCGCAAUCGGGUGUUGAUCUGUCAGCGUUGAGUCGUGGUGGUGGAGGUGGUGAUGUCCCUUCAAGUAUGGACAUCCAACAGUUGAUGGUUGGAUUGGAUCAGUCUGCUUUGUCCAGCAACAAUCCACUGCGGAACCUCUAUCUUUCCCAAAUGGGAAUGGGUGGUGGAAGUCCGUCACCGUCAAGCCUACCGUCGUCGGGAUCGGCGUCAAUCACAGGCGGGGCACAGGAUGCUGGACCAGAACCUUCUCCGAAGGCGACAACGCCACCCGCAUCACAAUCGGACAACUCGUCCAGUGGCGGUGGAGGAGGAUUACCAAACUGGUUCACGGGACUGUUACCGCAACAAAUUCAACAGCAAGGGUUAUCAUCGAAUAUGAACACCCUUUUGGAGCAAAUGCAGGCUAUGCANAUAUUUGCGACAACGCCACCUGCAUCACAAUCGGACAACUCGUCCAGUGGCGGUGGAGGAGGAUUACCAAACUGGUUCACGGGACUGUUACCGCAACAAAUUCAACAGCAAGGGUUAUCAUCGAAUAUGAACACCCUUUUGGAGCAAAUGCAGGCUAUGCAAAACCUGCAACUGUUUGGUGGUAACAUGGGCAGCAACAUGGGGGCUAUAGCAGCGGCUCUAGCCCAGAGUCCAGCUACAGCGGCUGCUUUUCUGGCGAACACGCCGAAUAAGAAAAUGGCUGCAGUUUGGGUCCGGGACGUGGGUAGUGUGAGUAGCACGUUCACUUCAAUUCUUGAUCUAACGGGAAACCACAUUACUUCGUCGUACAAAGUUCCGGCAAGGAAAGUGGAUAUAGUUCUCAAGAUGGUACGAGUGCACGGUGCGGACCAAAAAGAGAUUGGUCCUUUACUGUGCUUCAAGCGUGGCUAA